AACCGGAAACUGUAGCUGCUCGCGUAAAGGCCAGGAGCAAGCGUUGGCCACAUGUGUUUUGUAGACCGCUUUUCCGUGGAAAAAGAUCACCGAAAAUGCCGUGUUUACGUAAUCUGUGGUAACGUGACGUUGAAACGGUGCUCCUGAACUCGCUGCUAUUGUGACAAAAUUUUUAGCCUGUAUUCAAGCCAGUCAAAAAAGAUUUGCAAAAUAUAAAGAAGAACGUAAAGAAGAAAAAUUACUUGUACUAACAAGGUGUACCCUGGUUGUCUGCUAACUUCCUUUUUUCUACUUGGCACGUAUUGCAUAUACUGAUAUAUUUUCUCGACAUUUUUCAUCCAUAAAAAAGGUAGAUUUAAUCAUUAUUUAAUUAUUUAUCAUAGAUCAAAAAAAAAUUUAUACCGGCUCAUUUUUGAUCAUUUUGUGAAAUCGCCGAGUCAGCGUGUUCUUAACCACGCAACUUAUUUCCUCAUGUAAAUGUAUUAGAAAUUCUUCGUACAUUCAAUUAUCGUGAUAAAGAUUUUUGUCAAAAAAUUUUUUUUUCACUGGAUAAUGAAAAAAAUCUAACACAAGUGAAAUAAAAAAAAAAACUGUUAGAUAUUCGAUAACGACCGCAUGUGCAUACCGCGCCUUCUGGAAAGAGCGAUACCUCGUGACGAGAACAUUGAGUGGGCGUUCUCUUAUUAACAAAAUAACUAACGACUGGCUUUUUAUAUUCGUGUAUAAUUUUUAUUAAAUUUAACGUGUCCGUGCAUUAUUGCACGAAUUUCAAGAAGAGAUGCGUCUAAUUCACGGCAUGGAGGACAUGCUUAAAUUGAUGCUUUAAAGCCGAAUCAACACACGAAAUAUUUUGAAUCUCCGAUCAAAUAACGAGAAUAUUCGGGUAAAUUAAUGUAUCCGAAAGUGUUCAAUGUUCCUCAGGACUCCUCAACUGCCUGAGAGGAAGUAACAUCUUAUAAAAUUUUUUCGAGCCAAAUUCUCGUGGUCGGACUACCUCGUGUUUUGUCUUUCGGCGCGUACUAUUCAAGAUGGCGGCCAAGGUAGCCAACAGCACUCAGGGAAGUACCGAAAGAGAACAGUGCCCCGGGGUCUCUUAUGCAAGUAUCUUAAAUCCAAAAAGCAGCAAUGAGAUCCGAACUGUUAAUAAGGGUAAUAAUAAAGAGAAUAUUGGUGAUCAAGUAGUUCAACAGCAAUCAGUAUCUAUUAAUCGUAUUGCUUCUCAAAGUCUAACUGCUAAAGGAAAAUCUUAUCAAAGAACUGGAAGAAGAGUUAAUUCACAAAAUAAAAUUGAAAAGCGUUAUGGAAAUGAAUUACCACCAACUGCAGAACAAAGCCAAUUAUUUAUACAAAAAGAAAAUUUAGUUGAGCAACGACAAGAACCUAUUCUUGAAAAUGAACAAUUAAAUGGUGAUAUUGGAAGUGAUGGAGAGUUUCAAACAGUAGCACCAAAAAGUGCUAGAAGGAAAGAAAAAUUACGAGAACAACAGAGAGAUUUAUUUAGAGAACGACAGAGAUAUCGUGAUCACAGAUAUCCUCUUCGUGGUCAUAUUGGAAGUAAUGAAAGAUCAUAUAAAGAACGAGAUCGAGGAGAUAAAGGAAGUAUAGAUCAUAAUAUGGGAAAUAAGGAUAUUCAAAAAGAUAAAGAAGAAGCAGAAACAGAAUCAGAAUUUCAACCUCCAAUUAAAUAUGUUGAAGCUCCUUUACCUGCAGUUAAUCCUUGGACCAAAAGUAAAAUUGUACCACCAACAACAUCUUCAAAUCUUGUUACUGCCAUAUCUUCAGGAAAUGUAACAUCUAUCGAAAAACAGAUUGAAAAAGAGAAAAGAGUACUUCAACCUCAACAACAACAAGGUAUUAUUGAAAAUGGCAUUAACGCCGGAAAUCAUCCGACUAUUGUGACAGCCACAAAAGAUAGAAGAAAAUUUAAUCGAAAGGCGAGCGACUUCUCCGAUAUUGGUGAUUGGCCAACCUUGGAAGCUUCAGGAGAGAAGAAAACAGUCGUGGCAGUACAAAAGCAAAAUGGUAUAAUUGAACAAAAUUAUAGUAAAGAAAGUAGUGGUAGUGCUGUUGAAAGUAGGGGAAAGGAAAAUAAGGAACAAAACCAUUGUCAAGAUGAUAAUGAAGAACAUAUAGAUGGUAGUGAAAAAAAAAAGAAAGUAAAUAAACAAAAAUGGGUACCAUUAGAAAUAGAUAUAACAAAAAACCGAAGUAAAAGAGAUCGUUCUCCAAAGUAUCACAAUCAAAGAGAAAAGAAUGGAGAAGAAACAGAUUCGUAUAGAAGUAGGGAACAUGAUAGACCUGCAUAUAUCACAAGAGGUGGACGAGGUGGACGAAGUUACAGAGGAAGAGGAGGACGAGGUGGACGAGGCGCCUACCGUGGUAGUUUUAGACAGAGGCAUGAUCAAGUCUACAUGCAGAUGCACAAAUUUGGGCUUCUAGAUCCUAAUUACAUGAUGGCUUACAUGGGAACGUUUUAUUUUAAUAAUACAAAUUUCAUUAAUAUAAAUACAACAACACUCAAAGAAUUUUUAAGAAAUCAAAUAGAAUAUUACUUUAGCGAGGAAAAUCUUCUAAGAGAUUUUUUUUUGCGUCGUAAAAUGGAUGCACAAGGCUUUUUACCUAUUACUUUAAUUGCAUCUUUCCAUCGUGUACAAACUUUGACGACAGAUGUUGGACUUGUUAUUGAAGCAAUUAUGGAAUCUGAUAAAUUAGAAUUAGUUGAUGGAUUUAAGGUCAGAACGAAAAUAGAUCCUUUGAAGUGGCCUAUCUUGGAUGCAGCUGGAAAUCCUGUGUUUUCGGAAUCAUCUAAUACUUCUAAUCCGUCUCAAAACGAAGUAAUACUCUCCUCCACGUCUGAAUCAGAUUUUUGCCCUGCUGCUAGACCCUUAUCAACGAUUCCUAUUCCCCCAGUUCCGCGUAUUCUUCAAUCCAACCACAUUAUCCCAACAAUAGGAAGGCUCAGUGAAUCAGAAAGCAUAUCCUCGUCAAUAGGCGACAGUUUAAAUCCUGACGUACCGGAGUUCAUACCGAAUGAACUGACAGAAAAAAAUAAUGAACCUAUUGCGGCUGAUAGUAAAAAUGAACAAACUAAGACAGAAGAACAGUCAAAAGAAAUGAAAAUCAUUCCAGCACCGAGUAACGAUUCAUCACUGUUCUCGAGAAAUGAAUUCUCGAAACCGGAUGAUGAAAUGUCUACAACGGUCAAAUGUUCUAGUCCAAGUUCAGCACCAAAAGUGCAAAUUAAUGGAGAAUCACAAUCGGCCAAUAAUGUUUGGAAAGAGGUAAGGCGAAGGGUGAAACCAUCACAUAAGGAGAAAAGCGAAGAAAAAGAGAAAGUUGAUAACGUUAAAAAUGAAGAAAGAGAAGAAUUAGACUUUCAAUUUGACGAGGAACUUGAUACACCACCACCAACUGGCCGGCACAAUGCAUUUUCUGAAUGGUCUGAAGAUGAUGAAGAUUAUGAAUUAUCAGAUAGAGAUGUUAAUAAACUUCUAAUUUUUACACAAACAACGGUGCCUAUAUCGACGCGUAUUCCAAAACACGAGGGUCAUGAUCGAACCGGUGACUGGACAACUAGAGUAAAAAUGACCCAAGAACUUGAGCAAGCCAUCAAUGAUGGAUUGUAUUAUUAUGAAGAAGACUUAUGGAUAAAAGAUGGUCAACGGUAUGGAUCCUCAUCGUCAAUUGGAAGCUAUAAAACUGUCAAUGUAAUUAGUCAAGAAGAUUUUGAGAAAAUGGCUCCUAAAGCACCUAAAAAAGCCAAUCCAGAAGUUCCUCCUCCUCCGCCAUCUGCAAUAGAAGAUAUGGAAGUAUCACAUUCACUUCCAACACAGGUAAUAACAAGUGUUGACACUCAAGAAAGAAAAGAUCGUCGUGUAGAUAAAAAUCGUUGGAAUGAUAAAUCAAGAAAUAGUAGAAAUGGUAGAAGGGGAGUAGUUCCUCGUUUCUUUGCGGUAGUAAAAGAUGAACCUUCAGUCGAUCCUAGGACACCGCGAAAAAGAAAGACACGGCAUAGCAAUAAUCCUCCUGUUGAGCAUCAUGUUGGUUGGAUUAUGGAUGUUCGAGAGCAUCGACCGCGUACAUAUUCUACAGGAAGUAGUGCUGGGACAAGUCCAAAUGAAGGUUACCUUGCGAGUAGUUAUGGAAGCGCACCACAAUCUUUACCUACUUUUCAUCAUCCGAGUCAUGCUCUUUUGAAGGAGAAUGGUUUUACGCAACAGGUCUAUCACAAAUAUCAUUCGCGAUGUUUAAAAGAACGCAAGAGACUUGGAAUCGGCCAAUCUCAAGAAAUGAACACACUUUUCCGUUUUUGGUCAUUCUUCUUACGAGAGAAUUUCAAUCGUACUAUGUAUGAAGAAUUCAGGACUGUAGCCAAAGAAGAUGCUUCAGAGGGUUAUCGAUAUGGUUUGGAAUGUCUUUUUAGAUUUUAUAGUUAUGGUUUGGAAAAAAGAUUUAGACAUGAUCUUUAUAAAGAUUUUCAAGUCGAAACGAUACAAGAUUACGAAAGUGGUCAACUAUAUGGCUUAGAAAAAUUCUGGGCGUUCUUAAAGUAUUAUAAACAUUCUGAUCAACUUCAAAUAGAUCCUAAAUUACAGGAGUAUUUAUCCAAGUUCAAGAGCAUUGAAGAUUUUAGAGUAGUUGAGCCUCAAAUAAAUGAAAUGCUACAAGCAUUUGCUGCAAAUUCACGAUCUCAGGCUGCGAAAAGACGAAAUAGAAGUGUGUCCGAAAGUGCAGGUGAUGGUGAUAUUUCGUCCACCAAUAGAGUUCGUCGAUUAUCUGGCGGUUCCAGUACUGUAACACUGCCAAUCUCGAGUUCUGAAAACAAUCCUAUUGCGCAAAAAUCUCGGGUGGAAUCAGUGAAUCUUUCACAAUUUCGUAACAGAGCUGGUUCGUUCGGAUCUGGACGAUUAGCCCAUUCCAGAAGACGGAACGACACUGCUUCUUCUUUCUCGAAUAGUCAACGAGAUUUAAAUAAACAACAGCAAUCACGAAGCAGACAAAAUUCUGGCUCUUGUACAAAGCCUCAGGAAGUGAACAGCAAAUCUCAAAAUAGAGAUCGUUUGCAGAUGACUUCGAAAUUCGAGCAGAUGAAGUCGGUUACAAUCAAGACGGAUAGUACGUCAAUUUCUCAAAAAUGAGAUCAGCUUGAAAACCGAAGGGUAAGUGCAUAAGCACUUACUCGAUUUGCUAAAAUGAAUAAGUGCGUUGCUCCUGGGAUAGGAAUAAUACUUGUUCUAAGGAAAGGGAAUAUUUCGUUUGAAAAAUAAUACAGAAGGUCACAGUGUUCUAGAAUGUGUAAAAGAAUAAGCACAAAAUUCUGUAUAUAAAAAGAUGAACUGAUCAGCGCAAUUUUAACUUUGUUGAAGAUCGUUAGGGAAGAAUAAUGAAACUGUAUGUGACGCUAUAAGCGAAGGUGGGAGAUUUCCUUCGUCUCUAAGAGAAGUUCAUCGAGCUGUUUUUAAGGUAGUUCGUUAAGGUUGUAUUUACGAAUAUACAUAUAUUCAAUUAUUCUUGCUUAUAUCAGGAAUAUAUUAAACUCAGAUUAAACUCUGCUCAGUUCAUCCGUUAGGAUACUUGCUAAAAUUGUAGCAGCAAAGAAAAAAGGCCAUCCAGAUUGAAUGAGCACAUCUGGAGAAUCCAGACAC
This is a messenger RNA of Apis mellifera (honey bee), 5645 nucleotides long. RefSeq names its product la-related protein 1B (gene larp). Gene Ontology annotation, biological process: mRNA stabilization; positive regulation of translation. NCBI's taxonomy places the organism in Eukaryota, Metazoa, Arthropoda, Insecta, Hymenoptera, Apidae. The record is from RefSeq and is a predicted model, not a curated record. Gene Ontology annotation, cellular component: cytosol; cytoplasmic stress granule. Bases 1029 to 5138 code for a protein of 1369 amino acids. The transcript is spliced from 17 exons. Gene Ontology annotation, molecular function: RNA cap binding.